CCGGCGCUGGGAUUCUGGAGACCCGCGGCUCCGGCGGCGCGAGACCAUGGGCGCUCGGCUGAGCGGCGGUCAGGGCGCCCCGGAGCAGGUGCAGCCCCAGCCCCAACCUCAACCCCAACCCCAACCCCAGCCCGGGGCGCCCGAGGCCCCUGAGCGGCCCCAGCCUGAACCUGGUCCCUGGGGGCCGCUGGACGAUGUUCGCUUCCUCAUCGCCUGCACCUCCUGGUACUGACAAGCCGCCCUCCGCAGUUACUGCUCGCCGCCAACUGUCGUUCUGUCCGCCUCACCUGGUUCGUCUCUUGUGGUCUCUUUCCAUCCCCGGUGCCCAGGAGACGCUCGGAGAGUCGGGGAGGUCACGGAGGACCAUGAAUGGGGCACCGGCUCGCCUCUAGCUGCUCCUUGUUCGCCUCUCAGCCUGCACCCAAACCAGCUCAAACCUUCGUGCUCACCCCCACCCCGUAGCUUCUUAAGCGGUCUGGGUCCUGGGGCAGCCCUCCCCGGCCCUGGGUUCCAAAACCAUGCCAGGACUCCUGGUAAGACCCCAAGACUGCUGACCUGACCUCCUCUCGUCUGUCCCUUAUUGCUGAGAACCGGGCUUUUGCUUUAGUCUUUGGUUAUGGCGCCAUGUGUCUUGGCUUCAGAGAAGACCUAGCCAUGGUAACCCUCCCCAUACUCCUCCUAAGAGAGGUUGCUCUGUCAUCCUGGAUCUCAGUGAGGCAUAAGCAGGCUGUGUUCCAGGAACCCCAGUAACACUGGGCCUCCAGGGCCAGCCUUUUGGAGAGAGGAGACGUGAUUGCUGGGCUGGGAGAUGAGAUGCAUGGGACAGUUCCCAGACACCCCAAAGCCCCUUGUUCCCCUUCUCCCAGAAGCUUCUGAAGGCCACUCCCAGAACCUGAUUCUUGUUCCCAUAAUCCAGGGAAACAACACACUCUGUAUUUUUGUUUUAUUUAGAAAUGAUUUAAAAAACAUUAUACAAAGGCUGAUCAGUUUAAAAUGUGACCGACACUGAAAUGCUGUGAUGUUCCCCAGGCCGAGGGAAGCUGGGCUCUGGGGUCCCCAGUGCUGUGCCCCUCUGUCUGCCCGCCCUGUCCUGGGGUGAUGGACAAACAGAUGACCACCAGACAGGAGAAUCCGAGAUUGGAAGCCUCCAGGCUGAGCCCUCUCCGGGCCUGGCCCUGUAUCCCUCACAUCUGCAGCCUGUGCUGGCCUCCAUCUCUUGCUCUUUCUCAGCUGGCCUCGGUAGUCCCAGGAGCCAGUAGGGAGCCUGGGGAGCCUAGAGCUUUCAAGAAGUGAGAGCACCAACCUGAGGAGUGGAGAGGGACCUAGAAGGGGAGAAGGGAGGCCAGGAAGAGAUGGAUAAAAGAGACCCUUCUGAUCUCAUCUUGGACCCUAGAGGUGUCCAUAGGUGGGGACCCAAGGCCCAGCCAGCCCACCCGAUGGCCUGGGCAAGAAACAACCUCUCUGUGCUUCAUUGGAGGGCACGGUGAAAGGUACCUUAGGCUUCCCAGGGCCUACACAAGUUUCAUGUGAGUGGACAGGUAUGAGCUAAUAAAGUGCUUUGCAAA
This is a messenger RNA of Callorhinus ursinus (northern fur seal), 1565 nucleotides long. RefSeq names its product MMP24 opposite strand (gene MMP24OS). The record is from RefSeq and is a predicted model, not a curated record. NCBI's taxonomy places the organism in Eukaryota, Metazoa, Chordata, Mammalia, Carnivora, Otariidae.